Exophiala dermatitidis NIH/UT8656 is the source of this 4497-nucleotide messenger RNA. RefSeq lists its product as uncharacterized. Gene Ontology annotation, biological process: endocytosis; endosomal transport. The coding region runs from base 1 to 4497 and encodes 1498 amino acids. NCBI's taxonomy places the organism in Eukaryota, Fungi, Ascomycota, Eurotiomycetes, Chaetothyriales, Herpotrichiellaceae. The record is from RefSeq and is a predicted model, not a curated record. The transcript has 3 exons. Gene Ontology annotation, molecular function: calcium ion binding; actin binding. Gene Ontology annotation, cellular component: plasma membrane; cytoplasm.
AUGUAUUCGUCGUCAAAUUCAUUCCUGGGCAGCGCCAACAGUGCUCGCCCCGGUGCUGGAGGUUUUGGCCAGCAACAGCAGUCGUUCGGCACUUUCAAUCAAGCUCCCCAACAGCAAACCCCUUUCGCUCCCCAGCCCACCGGCUAUCCCGGGCAGUUACAAGCCCAGCAAACUGGGUUUCCCGGAUAUGGGGGACAACAGGGCUUUCAGGCUCCGGCUCAACAGCCUCAGUUCACCGGAUACCCUGUCCAGAAUCAAUCGCAGCCGUCCCAAUUUCCUUCGGCACCGCUAUUCCAACAGCAGCAACAACAGCCGCCGCCGCCGCCACCUUUCCAAGCUACGUCUCAGGCACAACAAACGCAGUCCUUUCAAGCUCCGUCUCAAUUGCAACCACAGCCUACGGCCGCGCCAAUUCGACCUCAGCAGACGUCCUCGCAGAUCGCACAGUCUUUCAAUGUCGGGUCUACAGGUGCCGGGCCGUCAAACAGACGUGCCAGCAAGAGCUCGAGCAAAAUCCCAAACAUCCGGCUAUCUUUCAUAACUGCUACAGACCAGGCCAAAUUUGAACAACUGUUUAAAUCCGCGGUCGGCGACAGUCAAGCGUUGGACGGAGAAAAGGCCAGGGAUCUGCUUCUGAGGUCUAAAUUGCCUGGGAGUGACCUAUCGCGAAUAUGGGUAUUGUCAGACACUACCAAGUCCGGGCAACUGUUGUUUCCGGAAUUCGCCUUGGCCAUGUACCUGUGCAAUCUGAGAUUGACUGGCAAGGAGUUGCCUUCGUAUCUUCCGGAGAAGAUCAGGAACGAAGUUUCGAGCAUGGUUGACAUCAUCUCCUUCGGUGUGCCAGAUGACAAGCCGCUCCCGCCGCCUCGUACCAAUGUGCCAGACUUCGACGCCCCUUUGAGGCAGAAUGCCGUCUCCCCUCCUGCGCCGCAAGCACCUCAACCCAAACAGCCGUCAAACCAGCAGCUAUUAUCACAGCUUACUUCUCAGCCGACCGGCUUCUACAAUCAAGCAACGGGCUUUCAACCUGGCUUACAACCACAGCCGACAGGGUUCCCCGGACAGGCACUGGGUAUGCAGGCACAGCCGACUGGUUUCAUGAACACCCCUCAGCCAACGGGGUAUAGUGGUCCUCGGCCACCGCUCCCUCCGAUGCCUACAGGCUUUGCGAGUAGCAUGUCGCCACAGCAAACUGGCGCUCUUCAAGCCCAACCUACAGGUAUACCCGGCCAAUGGGGUUUCGUGAAUACGCCCGCAGGAGGCUUGCCCAACAUUGAAGCUCUGCAGCGACAAUUGAUGCCGCAGUCUGGUCGUGAGGGUGGUUAUACAACUCAAGGCUUGUCUGGCAGCGCCAAGAUUCCAUGGGCAAUCACUAAGGAGGAGAAGAAAAUCUAUGACCAGCUGUUCCGUGCCUGGGAUGGACUGGGCAGAGGUUUCAUCUCCGGCGACGUUGCGAUUGAGAUCAUGGGCCAAAGUGGACUCGAUCGGUCCGACCUGGAACGGAUCUGGACUCUGUCAGACCCCAAUAAUAGGGGUCGCUUGAACAUGGACGAAUUUGCUGUUGCUAUGCAUCUCAUUUACCGAAAGCUGAAUGGCUAUCCCGUUCCUGCUCGGCUGCCCCCUGAACUGAUACCGCCGUCGACCCGCAACAUCAAUGAAUCAAUCAACACGGUCAAGUCGCUGCUUUCGCACGAUGCUGAAGCAAGAAAAUCAUCAGGUGCAUUCCUGCAACCCCAAAAGACAGGCAUCAGCUACCUCAAAGAUCACUCCUUCCGCAGCGCUUCCAGCUCCCCCGGCUUUGGUCGGAAAGACGCCACUGUCUUCCGGAACAAUGACGAUGACAUUGGCUACCGUUCCAGUGCAAGACGCCGCAUCGGAGCCGGUGGCCGAACCCCUUCCCCCGCCCAGUCGUCUGAAGUGUCCGAAUCGUACGAUGAUAUGACCCCUGACCAAAUCCGAAAGAAGAUCCGCGAGAAGAAGAUUCUUUUGGAGGCUACCGAUUUUGAAGACGAAAGGCAAGCAGAGGAUGAGGACGUUUUGGACCGUAGGGACAGAAGAGAGGCAGAAGAUUUGUUCCGCCAGAUUCGUAAUGUACAGGAUGACAUUGACACUCAUCCCAAUUCUGCUUUGGUUGGCUCAGAUACCGGCGCCGAGAGAAGAGCCUUGCGCCGAGAGUUGCAACGAUACCAAGACCGUCUACCUGCCUUGGCGUCGGAUGUUCGCAAGGUUGAAAAGAGCAUUGCUGAGGCAAGAUUGCAGCUAUUCCGUCUGAAAGACGCCAAAGCUCAUCCGAACAGCGCAUCGAAUAUUGUCGGAACUGGUCCAGGCGGUGCAGUAACAGAGGCUGAUCGUAUCAAAGCACGGGCGAGGGCCAGGAUGCAAGCUCGAGCUGCGGAGUUGGCAGGACGACCGAUUCCGGCAUCUGAUGACGAAGGCGCCGCACAGAGGCGUCUUGAACAGGAGACAUCUAAGAUCAAAUCUGAGCAAGAGCGUCAUGAAUCUAUGACCCGGGAUGUUGAGGACAGCGUCAAGGACUUUGUUUCAAGCCUUGAGGAUAGCCUGCGCGAGCAAGGCGGAACUGCAUCGCAGGAGCACGAACGCAGGAGAUGGGAGGAGGCCCUGGGUGUAGAGGACGAGAUCAAGGAGCUCAUUUACGAUCUGCAGCGAAGCAGCAGGACUGCAAGAGUUCGCAAAGAGGAGCAAUCACGCCCUUCCCGACAAUCCGAGUCCCAACAUACUCGGGAAGAACCGAAAUCCAUAAAUGGUGACUUGCCUUCUAGACCGGCGCCGUCGACUGCCUCGCCGUCAUCCCCGGUGACGGCUGGCAUGUCUCACCAGGACCGCAUCGCAUCAGCCAAGGAGAAGGCGCUGAGACGCAUACAGGAAAGAAUGGCGGCCGCUGGUCUCAAACCGGCUGGUGAGACGGGCGAGACGGCGCAACAACGACAGGAACGAGAGAAACAAGAAAGGGCAGAGCGGCUUCGUAAGGCCGAGGCCGAGGAUGCCAAGCGCGAGGCAGAAAGACAACAACGGCUGGCUAAUGAGGGAGUGGCACCUCCCAGUCCAAAGGCCGCAAAGAGACCACCCCCGCCACCCACCCGGAAGACCAGGCAAGAUAGUGCUGAUCAUUCUGACCGAAAGGCGGAAGCGGCAGAGGCGACAGCUCGAGCGAAAGCCGAGGAGGAGGCGGCGGCACAGAUUCGAGCAGAGCAAGAGGCCCAGCAGCAUGAGCGUGAACAGCUUGAGGUACAAGCUAAGGAACAGGAAAACGAGCUUGAAAAAGAGCGCCAAGCUGCUCAAGAACGUCUGCGAGCCCUUGAGGAGCAGGUCAAGGCCGGCAAAAUCAAGAAGCAGGAGGAGAAGGCUCGAAAGAAGGCAGCCGAAAAGGAAGCCAAGGAGAAGGAAGCCAAGCUUGCCGCUCAGAGAGCGGAGCUCGAAGCGGCCAGAGAGAGAGAACGACAAUUGCAGCUGCAACUCGAACACUUGGGUGACUCUUCCUCGGACGACGAUGAGGGUCCUGAACAAGUCACCCCUCAAGAGAGCACACCGGCAACGAGCCAAGUCCUGCCCAGUACGGUCUCAUCUCCUCCGCCAGCGGCUCCUCCUGUGCCUUCCACGAGCAGCGGUCAGGAACCUACUCCUUUGUCCAGUCCGCCGGCAGAAGAAUCGAGGAAUCCUUAUUUCAAGAAACGUACACAGUCAUCGGAGAAUGCCCCACCAGCCUUCUCACCACCGUCUGUCCCGCAAACUCAACCAUUCUCGCCUCCGCAGCAGCCAGCAGCACCAGCAGUGCCGGUUGAUCUACCUUCCACCAACCCGUUCCACCGAAUGGCUCAACAAGAAGCCGCUAAGCCUCUGACUCCCAGCUUUACUGGGGCACAGUCUCGUCGUCGCCCAGAAGAGGAUGAAUGGUCCGCAGCUGGGUCGGACAACGACAACUCCAGUGACGAGGAUGAGCCUCCUGCUGGGGGGUCCGCAAAACAACUUGCGUCGAUCCUCUUCGGCACGAUGGCGCCACCGAGACCUCUUUCCGCCAUGGACAGCAAGCCUGCCACCCCGGUUCAGGAUUCUGCUCCGGCUUCUGCAUCCACUGAAUCUGGUCCGCCACCUCCUCCACCAAUGCCAACAGGUAGCGCGCCGUCAGCACCUCCUCCACCACCGCCUCCAAUGCCUGAUACAGGGGCACCAAGUGCGCCUCCUCCACCUCCGCCAAUGCCUGGUUCUUCAGCCCCAAGCGCACCGCCUGCGGCACCACCGCCACCACCACCCGUGCCUGAGUCAGGAGCAUUCAGCGCUCCUCCUCCACCUCCACCUUUUCCUGAGGUUGCCGCCGCACCAGGUGGCCCUCCUCCACCACCGCCAAUGCCGGCGCCAUCUAGUUCGGGGGCGCCCGGUAUCGGAGCCUUAUUGGGGGAAAUUCAAAAGGGGAAGGGUCUACGACAUGUGCAGACCAAUGAUCGUAGUCAAAGUUCGGUGGCGGGGAGGGUCUUGGGUUAA